UCGAUUUAGGUUUAAUAAAACAUACUAAUAAAAACAAUGUGAUGCGAUUAAAAUGUCUUUAACCUAUCUGGGUAGUCGCAUGAAGUCCCAAAGCCAUUAUCAUUGGCCUGAAAUCUGUCGAGUAGUGAAUAAAAUCAUCUAACCAAAGUAGAAAUCUUCUCUGAUACAGCGAGACUCUGUGUCUCAUUCUUUGAAGCGGACGCCCAUAAUUUAUCUUUCUUCUCAAUGUGGGCUUUUCACUCUCCUCAAAUCACCCAAUCACCUUCCCCCCAUGCCACUCACUUGCCUCGUCCCUCUCCUAAAUCACCGAUCUGCUUUGUGAACUUAAACCCGGCAGCCGCCGUAACCGCUGCGACCUCCACAUCCAAUAAUAACGAGCUAAUACAAUCUCUGUGUAAGCAAGGCAACCUAAAACAAGCACUUAAGCUCCUCUCUCACGAGCCCCAACCGACCCAGCAUACUUAUGAGCUUCUAAUUCUCUCUUGCACCCACCAAAACUCUCUCCUUGAUGCUCAAUUGGUUCAUCGCCACCUCCUUGCAAAUGGGUUUGAUCAAGAUACUUUCUUGGCCACCAAACUCAUUAAUAUGUAUUCCUUUUUUGGGUCAUUACGUGAUGCGCGCAAGGUGUUUGACAAAACUCAAAAGAGAACAAUUUAUGUUUAUAAUGCGCUCUUUCGAGCGCUUACUUUGGGGGGUCAUGGAGAGGAAGUGCUGAGCUUGUAUCGCAGGAUGAAUUCUCUUGGUAUUCCCUCAGAUAGAUUCACGUUCACUUACGUGCUUAAAGCUUGUGUUGCAUCGGAUUGUCUGAUAUCACUGCUAAAGAAGGGAAAGGAGAUUCAUGCACAAAUUUUGCGACGUGGGUAUGAGGCACAUGUUCAUAUUACAACAACUUUGGUUGACAUGUAUGCAAGGUUUGGUUGUGUAUCCUAUGCUAGUUUGGUUUUUAAUGAAAUGCCAGUGAAAAAUGUGGUUUCUUGGAGUGCUAUGAUUGCUUGUUAUGCAAAGAAUGGGAGACCUUUCGAGGCAUUGGAGCUUUUUGGAGAAAUGAUGCUUGAGAACCAGGAUCUGUGUCCUAAUUCUGUGACAAUGGUUAGUGUGCUUCAAGCUUGUGCUGCUCUUGCAGCUUUGGAACAAGGGAGGUUGAUACAUGGGUAUAUUCUUAGGAGGGGACUCGAUAAUAUCUUACCAGUUAUUAGUGCCCUUGUUACUAUGUAUGCAAGGUGUGGUAAGCUUGAAUUGGGGCAACGGGUGUUUGAUCAGAUGGAUAAGAGAGAUGUUGUUUCCUGGAAUUCACUGAUUUCAAGUUAUGGGGUUCAUGGAUUUGGAAAGAAAGCUAUCCAAAUUUUUGAUGAAAUGAUCCGUCAAGGUGUAUUGCCAAGUCCCAUAUCGUUUGUUAGUGUUUUGGGAGCUUGCAGCCAUGCAGGACUCGUUGAGGAGGGGAAGAUUUUGUUCCAGUCAAUGCAUAAAAAGUAUGGGAUAUACCCUAGCGUGGAGCAUUAUGCUUGUAUGGUGGACCUCCUUGGGCGAGCUAAUAGGUUAGAGGAAGCAGCUAAAAUUAUUCAGGACAUGCGACUUGAACCAGGGCCUAAAGUUUGGGGUUCUCUCCUUGGAUCCUGUAGAAUUCAUUGUAAUGUUGAACUUGCAGAGUGGGCAAGUGCGAGGCUUUUUGAGCUUGAGCCUACGAAUGCUGGGAAUUAUGUUCUUCUUGCUGACAUUUAUGCAGAAGCUGGUAUGUGGGAUGGGGUAAAAAGAGUGAAGAAGCUGCUUGGAGCUCGAGGACUACAAAAAGUACCCGGUCGCAGUUGGAUAGAAGCUAAAAGAAAAAUCUUCUCAUUUGUGUCCGUUGAUGAGUUUAACCCACAGAUUGAGCAGCUCCAUGCUUUGUUGGUGAAACUAUCAACUGAGAUGAAGGAGAAAGGCUACGUGCCACAAACCAAAGUUGUGCUCUAUGACCUUGAUGCUGAGGAAAAGGAGCGAAUUAUAUUAGGCCACAGUGAAAAGCUAGCUGUUGCCUUCGGGCUUAUCAAUACAAGUCAUGGAGAGCCAAUUCGGAUCACCAAAAAUUUAAGAUUAUGUGAAGAUUGCCAUUCUUUUACAAAGUUCAUUUCCAAGUUCACAAAUAAGGAGAUUCUGGUGAGAGAUGUGAAUCGUUUUCACCAUUUCCGAGAUGGAGUUUGCUCAUGUGGGGAUUAUUGGUGAUUAUAUGCAAUAAUAAUUUUUAUUUUUAAUUAUUUUCUUCUAAUAAUAAUAGGUGAGAAUUUUCAUAGGAAGAGAGAGAGAGACAGAGACAGAGAGAUGUACAGUAGCAAAUACCAUGUUCUCUAGAGAAGUUACAUUUUUUUCAACAGAAGCUUUUGUUCAACCUUCCAA
This is a messenger RNA of Manihot esculenta (cassava), 2370 nucleotides long. Its product is annotated as pentatricopeptide repeat-containing protein At3g46790, chloroplastic. Lineage: Eukaryota; Viridiplantae; Streptophyta; Magnoliopsida; Malpighiales; Euphorbiaceae. Gene Ontology annotation, molecular function: RNA binding; zinc ion binding; protein binding. Gene Ontology annotation, biological process: RNA modification. The transcript has a single exon. Bases 226 to 2199 code for a protein of 657 amino acids. The record is from RefSeq and is a predicted model, not a curated record.